This is a messenger RNA of Amoebophrya sp. A120, 3299 nucleotides long. Lineage: Eukaryota; Dinophyceae; Syndiniales; Amoebophryaceae. The record is from the annotation of a GenBank genome assembly.
UCGGCUGGUGGAGGCGCUGGGGACGAUGAGGAACAUCAACUACGCAUGAUCACCAGCGUGGACCAGAUCCUCUCCGGUCGUGUAGCAGGUGUUGCCAGCAGUGCGACAACUACAAUUGCCGGUGGAAAAAGAACUUCUACAAGUACGAUGCUGAACAACAAGCCGAGUGCUGUUGAAACGAAGAAAGCGGAAAUGCUUCGCUCGUUCAAAAAUGCCCGGUUGGUGUACGAAAGUGCUCUGCCGGUGAAGGACCUAGCGAGCAAGAUCUGCGAGAUGGAGCUUGUCGGACCGGAAAAUUGCCAGAGUGAAGAUCGUCAACAAAUGGACGACGAGGAGGAUGUUGAGGAAGAAGCAGAAGCGCUCGAAGAUGUUGAUUCUAACGUUGGCAGGAGGACUUCUUGUUCUGCGGACGUUGAAACAGCCGACUCUGAAGAAGAGUCCGACAGUGAUGACAACUGCUCGACGGACUCCGUCGAGGCGGAAGAUGAAGAAGGUCGGGUUCUACAGGAUGGACCACGUCAUGGUUCUCCUGCACGAAGAUCAGCUGCUGCCACUCCUCUUACAGUUACCCUCAACCUUUUGACCGGUCCGCAGAAACGGGCGAGCGCAAAAGCUAAAAGCAUCGAAUUCCGAUCCGACAAGAUGAGCCCGCAGUGGAUGUUUUUUCUGGACAGUGAAAACAAGCAGGGGUUUCUGACCAUCCGGGGUACGGUUUACUUUGACGACUGGAACACGAAUUUCAAUAGCUCGGGGGAUCGGACCAGCCCGGUCUACGCGGAAUACAAGCAUUUUAUGCCCGCCGCAAAGUCCGCGCUGUCGAUGGGCGCGAACCCAGAGCAGGAGGAGUUGGGACCCUUCUUGAUACUGCACAAAGGUUUUUACGACCGCGCGGCCACGGCAAUCAUGGAACUGGAGGUGGCGUUGUUGGCGCAGAGCAAGAUUGUUGUGCAACAAGAACAGCGUGUCGUGGUCCAGGAGAUGAAGAAAGACGAAGGAGGUCGUGAUGGAGAUGAUGAAGCAGGUACUAGUGAACAUGCGCAAACGGUGGAAACCGAGACGGCUCCCGUGAAAGUAAUCCGCGAUGCCACGACCACUUGCGAUCAAGCCGACGAGGAACUCCUCGCUUUCGAAAAGCAAGCGGGGACAGAGAGUCACAAAAGAGACGUGUUCCGCAAUUUCGCGGAAGGAAAAUCGUACCUGGAAAAGCGCCAAACCAAAUUGCCGACCUGCUUUGUGGAAUAUCUGAAAAAAAACAUCGCGACUAAAAUCUCCGACAAGCUGUUCCUCCAGGGCCACUCGUUGGGCGGCGCCGCGGCAUUGGUGAUUCACCGUCUGAGGGAAAAGUCCGACCUAUUGCAAGCGAUGACGAACAACUCUGCCGGGAAAAAGAUCCACACGAACGCGUUCUCCGCGCCCCCAAUGUUCACGUCCGGGUCGCCGGAACAGGCAAAGCUGGCUUUUGUGUACCUCGCCACCGGGAAACUCGCGAACUGGGCGCUCAAUGUAAACCGCGUCUUUGCGGGCAACUACCGCUGCUCCUGGCUGCAGGAGCUCGCGACGGAGUUUCCGCAUGAUAAUUUAAACAAGCAGGAAACCAGACUGUGGAAGAACUCUACGAACCUGUUUUUCAAUUUCGACCCGGUGCCCCGGCUCGCGUUCAUGAACGUGCAGAAGGAUCAAAUUGUCCUCCCCCCCGUGGAGAAAGUUUUCUGGCUUCGCGACACCGCACCCGCGGGGCUGCAAGAAAAGUUGGACAAGUGCGGAAAAAGCUGCAGCAGAACUCUUACCCGCGUUGCUACCGUAUUCCGGGUUCCGCUUUACGCGCAAGCGACGGUCUUGUCGAGUCUAGACCAGAUGCUCUCGCCCUAUCCAAAGGAAUUCUUGCUGGACGCAGUGGAGGAACACAAAGCGAAUACUUACGAACCGCUGUUGGUGGCCUUGUUAGGAGGAAAGAACAGCAAGAAAGAUAGCCCGAUAUCAUCUGGUGAAGCGAGUCUUGAAUUGGGGAUGAAGGGUGAACAAGAGAACAGCGUCCCUACUUCUGAGACGCAGAACGUACAAGAAUUACAGCUGGAGCAACCGCGCGGUGAGGAGAACGUCGAGAACCUCCUCGCCAAUAGCAAAAGGAACGGCACUUCUGGAAACAAGAAAAAAUUUCUUGAUGAGGUUAAAGAACUUACUGCGGAGGUGGAUGAUGAUGUUGAUGACGUUGACGAGGAUAAAAACAGCGAAGAAGAAGAGCAAGACCCUGUUGCUUCCAUGCCGCUCCCGCCGAUCGUUACUCCGGCAGACUACAUGGAGAGAGCACACUGGAACUUGAGUAUACAUACUAGUAAGUGAAAUUUACAAUAAAUAUAUAUCUGAAAGAACACUUUGUUUUACAAUAAAUAUAUAUCUGACUUUGAUGAGACCUUCUCCUGCUCUAUUUUUUGCGAUGGACUCUACUAUUGUGUUUAUGGAAGCUCGUCGUGUGGCAUAUUCGCACUCUUUUAGCAACCGUAAACAAGGUCGAAGUCCAGCAGACGAAGGAGCUGAACGUGAAGCUGCAUCGAGUUGAUGCAAUUUGGCAAAGCAAAAGAAUCAAAAUUCAAAAAAUUCAAUGUGUGAAAUGCAGUGUGUUGAAGAUGUAAAAUACGUGUAGUGAUGUCUACAAUAAAGAUAAAGAAAUUUGAGGAUAUGACACUUUCUUUGUUUUAUGAGCCUCGCAGGACGACCAAGGCCUGAGGCCGACGUUUGCUGCACAUGAAAUUGGAAAAAGUUGUAUCGAUGAGAUUUUUACAAGACCGCCUGUGGAUAUGAAAAGCAAAUAUGCCUUUAUCCGCAGUGCUGUCGUGCGAAAGAUGUAAGAAUUGGACUGGGAACACCCGUGUAAGAUCGAAUAAAUGUGAAAAGAUUGAUGUUAACUGCACUUCCGUGUAUGAUAUUACGACGCGAAAAUAAGUAUGAAGCCUAAAAAGAAGUUUCCGAAUCCGAAAGCAUUGAAAUGUACCAUCUGACGACAAAUGAAAAUCCCCCGUCAGAAUAUAUGAAAGCAGUAAGUACAACGUGAACAACAUGGAAAAAGAACCUAGAACCCACCCUACGAAGAAGUCGAUCAUAGAACUACCGUAGAGCUAGUAUGGCAUGUUGACCGAAGAAGUGGUCUUUUGUACAGUAACUCCGACGUCUGCGUCGACAUGCCGAGAAACGAAUUGUAUGGAUGAAACUGUGAUGAACAAGAAGUCUGAAAGUACGUGACGAAUCUGAAGAAGAAAAAGUUGGAGCCAAGAACAACACUACUUAUUAUAACGAGUUUGCGC